GAACGUCCAGCCUGGCAAGCCAACCAGGUGUUCAACAACCCGGCAACUUUGCUCGAAGAGAAAAGCAUCAUGCUCUCCAACCGGCAAUCCAGCAGCGGAUUGGCCAUGCUCCAAGGCUGGAAAGCCACUCAAGUCUGUCCGCCGGCUCAUCAAGAUUGGCAAACUAGCGCUAAAAAUAGUUCAGAGGAAGCCCACAAAAAGUUGAAAGGAAAACAUAACGGUAAGAAAAACGAGAACGACAAGAGACAACUGGCCGUCGGCGGAUCGACUGGAUCAGCUGCUGAGCAGCGCGCAACUCGCAAAGGUCGCCAACGAUCAACCGGCCAAGGUGAGAGAAUCAAACGACAACAACAACAUCAUCAACAACAACAAGGAGGAGGCCGUCGUGAAUUCCCGGAUCAGCCAUUCCGUCGCUGCGGAGACGACGGCAAAUGGAAAGGAAAGUUGGGAUUCUGUCAAGGUACAAAAAUUUGACCGGA
This is a messenger RNA of Daphnia pulex (common water flea), 479 nucleotides long. RefSeq lists its product as uncharacterized. Lineage: Eukaryota; Metazoa; Arthropoda; Branchiopoda; Diplostraca; Daphniidae. The transcript has 2 exons. The record is from RefSeq and is a predicted model, not a curated record. Bases 70 to 474 code for a protein of 134 amino acids.